This is a messenger RNA of Nymphalis io (European peacock), 1699 nucleotides long. RefSeq names its product transcriptional repressor scratch 2-like. Gene Ontology annotation, biological process: regulation of DNA-templated transcription. Gene Ontology annotation, molecular function: RNA polymerase II cis-regulatory region sequence-specific DNA binding; DNA-binding transcription factor activity, RNA polymerase II-specific. The record is from RefSeq and is a predicted model, not a curated record. Lineage: Eukaryota; Metazoa; Arthropoda; Insecta; Lepidoptera; Nymphalidae. The transcript is spliced from 2 exons. Bases 113 to 1342 code for a protein of 409 amino acids.
AUCGCCUGUAACGCCGCUCGCCAGGGGCGCCGCUCUUUCUCUUUUCUCUCUUUUUCUCUGUUCGUCUGUUUCUCGCUGAUGUGGUCGCGCUGAGGCCGAUGCGGGCGCCGCCAUGCCGCGCUGCCUCAUGGCCAAGAAGUGGAAGGCGGCUCAGGCAACCGAGCUGGCCGACGAGUCCGAUGAGGAGAUCGACGUGGUCGGCGAGGGGCGCGGCCGGAGCCCCGCGCCCGCCGCCACUGCGCCGGGGCCCUCACCUCGCGACCCCGAGCCAACUCUCCUCUACAAUGGUUAUACCGAGGAACAGCCUUCCACGCAAUUCACCGCACAACUGCCGAACGAGGUGAGCCCGGCUCCAUCCGGCCCCUCUCAGCCGGCGCCUCAGCCUCUGUCCUACGCACUUCUGCACCUCUCCGCCUCUGACUCGACAGAACAGCCUUUUCUCCAAGUACAGCUCCAAUCUUCGCCUGUCUCCCCUCCUCCGCCACCGGCGAGCGGCAAAUCCAACUCCAUGUGCUACUCUAGCACGGGCACUCUUCUGUCUCUACCGCCAAAGAAGAAAGACAUCUAUCGCCCCUACUGCCUUGGCGACCGCGCGUACCUCCAUCGGGCCGAAGAGGAUCUCAAUGCGGCCCACGCAAUUCUGGACUUAAGUCAACAUGCAGUUUUCCUGACAACACCGCCGCGCACUGACCCUGCACCCCCGGAACCACCGCCACCUCCACCCGAACCUCCUCAAGAGCAGACAACAGAGCGUCCAAGAGAAACUGUCGCAUAUACUUACGAUGCCUUUUUUGUUAGCGAUGGUCGUUCUAAGCGAAAAAAUUAUGCAAACGCCCCUGUAGAAAGCGCCCAGCAACCUGAACCAAAAUCGAAGUAUACGUGUAGCGAGUGUGGUAAACGAUAUGCUACCUCUUCAAACCUUUCACGGCACAAACAAACUCACCGUAGCCUUGAUUCCGUCGCCGCCAAGCGUUGUGGAGAAUGCGGUAAGGCUUACGUAUCGAUGCCGGCGCUUGCCAUGCAUGUGCUCACGCACCAGCUCUCCCACGUUUGUGGCGUUUGCGGUAAGUUGUUCUCUCGGCCUUGGUUGCUACAAGGUCACCUCCGCUCUCACACCGGUGAAAAACCAUAUGGAUGCGCACACUGCGGAAAGGCAUUCGCUGAUCGUUCUAACUUGCGCGCGCACAUGCAGACGCACUCCGCUGAUAAAAACUUUGAGUGCCUACGUUGUCAUAAGACUUUCGCCCUAAAGAGCUACCUCAAUAAACACCAAGAAUCGGCGUGUGUGCGCGACGACGAUUCACCAUCACCACCAGAAACCCCUGCCUCCGCAUCCGGUUAAAAGCGCAACAGAACCGAAAGCAACCAGGGACCGUAAUCACUGUUGUAAGAUUUACAUAUAAACGUAAAGUAUUAUUAUGAAUUUAGUUUACUAGCAUAAUUAAUAUAAAUAUACAAAUUCUAAAAUAGGUAGACGCGCACGACUUUUAGUGGAUCUCUGCUGAUCAUGUCGUGCCGCAAUCGAGCAACGUUUCGCAAACAACGAAUCACGUACGACCCCGUAGCGCCGCAGACGCGGUAAUAGGCCGUAGCGAUAAACGUCCUAAUAACGUUAAACAUUGAAUUAUGUAUAUACAUGUCGAUAAAAUAUACCCUUAUAUACAUAGAAGUAAUGAAAUACGAAUGAAACUAAUAUCUU